Messenger RNA from Amborella trichopoda, 1044 nucleotides. Its product is annotated as homeobox-leucine zipper protein ATHB-40. Gene Ontology annotation, cellular component: nucleus. Gene Ontology annotation, molecular function: DNA-binding transcription factor activity, RNA polymerase II-specific; sequence-specific DNA binding. The record is from RefSeq and is a predicted model, not a curated record. Lineage: Eukaryota; Viridiplantae; Streptophyta; Magnoliopsida; Amborellales; Amborellaceae. Gene Ontology annotation, biological process: positive regulation of DNA-templated transcription.
UGUAGAGCAUACAUCCAACGAAAGUUCGACCCCAACUCUGAAGGCUUAGAGAGUUAGAGAGAGAAAGAAGAGUGAGAAAUGGUCGCCUAACUUGACUCCCUCUUUAUAGAGAGAGAGAGAAGAGAGGAAUAGAGUUGAAAUCGCCAUGUUAUCUGACAAGGAGUGAGGUUUCCUAUGUGUCUGCCCACACCAUUAACUGAGAGAGAGAGAGAGAGAUAUUCACAUCAUCCUUGAAAGAAAGAGAGAGCUAGAGAAAGAAAUACAUCUCCUAGAAAGAGAGAGAAAUUUAGAGAGAUUGGUUUGAGAAAGAGUCUUUGAUUUCCUUGACUAUCACCCUGCUAAGAGAGAGAAGGAAAGAAAUGGAAGAACAAAUGUCAAUGCUCUUCUAUUCAGGCUCGUAUCCAUCACCCAAGAAGGACGUGAGACAAAGGCGUAGGAGAAAGAAGGGGAAGGGAACCGAGUCAGAGCUAAAGAAGCGACGACUGAGUGCUGAGCAAGUCAGCUUCCUCGAAAUGAACUUUGGAAGCCAGCAAAAACUCGAGUCGGAGAGGAAAGCUAAACUCGCUUCGGAACUGGGCUUGGACCCGCGUCAGGUAGCUGUUUGGUUCCAAAACAGGAGGGCUCGGUGGAAAAACAAACAAUUAGAGGAAGACUUAAAGUUGUUAAAGUCUCAAUAUGAGGCUGCGGCCAAUGAGAAGAGAGAACUUGAAGCCGAGGUUAUGGAGCUAAGAGAGAAGCUUUCAGUUGCUGAGAAUGAAAUCGUGCGGCUCACAGAGGGCUCAAAUGUGACAUCAAAGGCUGAGAAGAGCAGCAGCCCAUCCUCUUCUUUAAUGGGGGACUUUGAGCCAGAGCAGCCUAAUAACUUUAUGAUAAUGCCAGACAAUAUCAGUAUUAAUACUUUGGAAUGGUUUAAUUACUAUGCUAACCUCUUCUAAUGUGCAUAAUAUGUGUAGACUAAUCCAUGUAAAUGAUUACCAUUUUAACCAUAAUUAAUAUCAUGUGUAGCUUGUUUGGACAAAUUCAAUGUGGAAAUGCUUUUGUCAA